This is a messenger RNA of Gymnodraco acuticeps, 6875 nucleotides long. RefSeq names its product collagen alpha-1(XVIII) chain-like. NCBI's taxonomy places the organism in Eukaryota, Metazoa, Chordata, Actinopteri, Perciformes, Bathydraconidae. The transcript has 42 exons. The record is from RefSeq and is a predicted model, not a curated record. Bases 93 to 4985 code for a protein of 1630 amino acids.
GUGGCGCUUGAACAGCAGCUUGGAUUUAACUGUUGACCUGCUGGCUAACAGGUGGGGGAACAGAGAGUGGAGGAGAUACAAUCCGAGGAACCAUGUUGAGGAUGAAGACGUUGCUCCUUCUCCUGGCUUUUUUUGCCUGGAGCUCGGACGCCUGGUUCUGGUCCAAAGACCCAGAACCCACAACAUCAACCUCCAUUGAGUCAACACCAUCGGGAACGACAGGUGCCGCCAACGCAACUCAGAAGAACCUGGAGGAGGAGGAGGAGGAGGAGGAGGAGGAGGAGGAGGAGGACGACAACUUGUCUGGGGUUGGGGAUGAAAUCCUCAACGUAACCACGGGAAUCCGUAAGUUUGUGGCGGCGUGGGACGUGACCCCGACCCCCGGGACUACUAACGGAGGCCCCACACAGAAGGUGGAGAGCGCUAACCCUAACACCACCGAGGAGAGCGGCGUCUCUUUGCUGCAGCUGAUCGGAGACCCCCCUCCGGAUGAGAUCCCCAGGGUGACUGGACCCAGGGGGGAGCCGGGCUUCAUCUUCAACCGGGCGUCGGUGUCGGGCCAGCUGGCUCUAGCCCACAUCCCGAACCCCUUCCACCGCCACUUCUCCCUCGUCUUCCACAUCAAGCCCACCUCCCCCGACGCCUCGGUGCUGUUCUCCAUCACCGACGGGCCUCAGAAGAUCAUGUACGUGGGCGUGAAGCUGAGCGCGGUGCAGAAUAGCCGCCAGAGGGUGCAGUUCUUCUACACCGAGCCCGGCUCGGAGGCUUCGUACGAGGCCGCCAGCUUCGAGGUGCCCAGCAUGGUGGAGACCUGGAGCCGCUUCUCGCUGUCCGUCUUCGACGAGCAGGUCACUUUCUACCAGGGCUGCGACUCGGAGCCCCAGGUGGUCAAGUUCGAGCGCUCCCCCGACCCCAUGGAGCUGGACGCGGGGGCUGGGAUCUUUGUGGGGCAGGCGGGGGGGGCCGACGCUGACAAGUUCAAGGGUGUGAUUCUAGAUCUGAAAGUGGUGGGGGACCAUCGUGCAGCGGAGCGUUUGUGUGACGACGAGGACGACUCUGACGCUGCGUCUGGUGACUUCGGCAGCGGUGACGGCGAGCGGAGACAGACAGGACACACUGUGAAGACCACUCCUCGUCCCUUGCGGCCAGUACCUGCCCCCCCUCUGAUUCCCUCACAGGGGAACAUACUCAGAGAAUCAGGUACCGCCGUUUCUAAAGGGGAGAAAGGAGACAGAGGGAACCAGGGCUUAAAGGGGGACCUUGGCCCCGCAGGGCCGAAGGGGGAGUCCUCCUCCUCCGGGUCGUCCUCCGGGUCCUCCUCUCAGGGUGGAGGACAGAAGGGAGAAAAAGGAGUAAAGGGCAGUUCCGGGUUCGGUUACUCCGGUAAUAAAGGAGAGCGCGGGGCUCAGGGGUCCUCUGGGCCCCCUGGCCCCCCCGGCCCUGCAGCUGAGGUGGUGCGACUUGGUAAUGGAGACGUGGUGCAGCAGGUGUCCGGACCCUCCGGACCCCCAGGGUUCCCGGGGAUCAAUGGGGCCCAAGGACCUGCAGGGACGGACGGAGAGCCAGGUGAUCCAGGAGAGGAUGGAAAAGCUGGUGCCACGGGGCCACAAGGUUCUCCAGGAAAUCCAGGAACGGCUGGCUUUAAAGGCGAAAAGGGUGAUGUUGGAGAGGGUCAGCCAGGGCCCAGAGGUGCCCCGGGACCACCAGGACUUCCUGGAACCGGCACUGGGGACCACCCAACCUUUUUUGACAUGGAGGGCUCAGGAUUCCCAGACUCGGACAAAAUCAGGGGUGGACGUGGCCUUCCAGGUCUGCCAGGGCCCCCCGGCCCCCCUGGGACUUCAGUGGCACUGGGACCCAACGGCCCGGUAGCUUUCGGACCCCCAGGACCGCCGGGACAGGACGGAGUCCCCGGAAUACCGGGACCGCCUGGCCAGCCAGGAAGACCGGGUCUACCGGGUCCCGGAGGAGAGAGGGGUGAAGGUGGGGAUCUUGGUCUUCCAGGAGUAGCUGGAGAAAAGAAAAACUCAGAAGACUCAGGCUUUUUCACGGGCCUGUAUUCUUACUUUGCUCCAUCCUCUACGGGGUCUCAGGGUGACCUGGGUCUGCCGGGUACUUCUGGGCAAUCGGGGCUGGCGGGGCUUCCAGGUCCCAUGGGGCCCGUCGGACCCGUCGGACCUCCAGGGCCACCGGGGCCUGGGUACCGAGGAAGUCAUAGUAACCAGGAUCAGGACGAUGUGAACAACGGCUAUGCUGGUCUCCCCGGCCCACCUGGACCUCAGGGUCCAUAUGGUAUUGCAGGACUUCCUGGUAAAUCCGGUUUGCCCGGUAACCAUGGAGACAAAGGAACCGAGGGGUCACGAGGACCUCCAGGGAUGCCAGGAAUGGACGGGUUCCCUGGACAGUCGGGCGAUAAGGGAGACCGAGGACAGAGAGGAGAGCAGGGUCUGCCAGGGCGUGACGGGGGGGGAGCGGGGCCUCCAGGGCCCCCCGGACCACCAGGAGAAAUCACCUACCAGAGAAGUGAUUCUAAUGAAGUGAUUUGGAAUGGAGGGUCACAGGGAGGAUCUGGUCUUCCAGGUCAAGCAGGAUUUCCAGGACCCUCGGGGCCUAAAGGAGACAAGGGAGACACAGGGCUUCCAGGAUAUGCAGCUAAGGGGGCGAAAGGAGAGCCUGGUAUCGUCCUGGGGCCGGACGGGAGACCUCAGUACCUCGGGGGUCUUGCAGGACGUCCGGGUGACGCUGGACCCCCGGGCCCUGAGGGACCUUCAGGUCCUUAUGGUGCUUCAGGACAUAAAGGAGAGAUUGGGAUUCCAGGCAGACCUGGUCGCCCGGGGCUGAACGGCGUCGGAGGAGAGAAGGGAGACUCAGGAUCAGGAUCUGGGUCUGGAGUUGGUUACCCUGGUGUUCCAGGUGCCCCCGGCCCCCCCGGACCUCCUGGAUCUUAUCCCACAGACAGACAGGGAGGAUAUGACGAUUAUUCCAGAUAUAACCCCGCUGCUAAAGGAGAUAAAGGUGACCCCGGACCCCCAGGCAGAGUUGAGAUUACAGGAGGCGGGUCGACCUUUGACAUCUACUCCCUGAGGAAUGAGAUGAAAGGGGAAAGUGGCACCCCGGGCUACAAAGGGGAUAAAGGAGAACCGGCCGGGGGAUAUUAUGACCCCCGAUAUGAAGUGAGCGGGGCCGGAGCACCUGGACCCCCGGGUCCAAGAGGAGACUCCAUCGUUGGGCCAGCAGGCCCUCAGGGGCCCCCCGGUGAGCCAGGGAGAGGCUAUGAUGGUCAGCAAGGACCCCCAGGGCCCCCUGGACCUGCAGGAGGAUCCACACCUGAAGUUUACAGAGGCACACAGACUAUCAAUAUUCCUGGACCCCCGGGACCACCUGGAACACCUGGACUACCUGGAUACUCCUCAGGGGUGACGGUGUUGAGGACGUAUGACACCAUGACAGCCACCGCCAGAAGACAGCCUGAGGGCUCUCUGGUCUACAUCAUAGAUCAAACUGAUCUCUACCUGAGGGUCCGGGGGGGCAUUCGUCAAGUCCAGCUUGGGGAUUACAUUGCUUUGCCCGUUGUAGAUGGUAACGAGGUUGCAGCUGUGGAGCCCCCACCUGUUGUUCCCUACUCCCCCCACCACACCGAAAACACCGACCCCUCCGUACACGACUCCCAAAGGCAACCUGAGAGCCCCGUCUACCCGGACCCUCACCACCCUACACAUCAGGACCCUCACCACCCUACACGUCAGGAUCCUCACCACCCUACACACCAGGACCCUCACCACCCUACACACCAGGACCCUCACCACCCUACACACCAGGACCCUCGCCACCCUCACGAGCCUACACACCAGGACCCUCACGAGCCUACACACCAGGACCCUCACCACCCUACACACCAGGACCCUCACCACCCUACACACCAGGACCCUCGCCACCCUCACGAGCCUACACACCAGGACCCUCACCACCCUACACACCAGGACCCUCACCACCCUACACACCAGGACCCUCACCAACCUACACACCAGGACCCUCACCAACCUACACACCAGGACCCUCACCACCCUCACCAACCUACACACCAGGACCCUCACCACCCUCACCAACCUACACACCAGGACCCUCACCACCCUACACACCAGGACCCUCACCAUCAGGAACCACAGUACCCGUCCAACCCUGAUCCCAGAUACCCCUCCCACCCUGACCCCAGAUAUCCCUCCAACCCUGACCCCCGGUAUCAGCCGGACCCUCGGUUCCCACCACCCACAGAUCCACGUUUCCCGAGUUACACAGACCGCCUGAACCAACCGGACGGGAGGGUUUCUGUCAACACGGCUCAGGAGCGCCCUGCGUACCCGGACUCCCGCUACGCGGACCCUCGCUUCGCCGUCACUCCUCAGCGAAGACCCCCUCCUCGGGUGCCCCACACUCCAGUGCACCAUCAUACCUCAGGAGCAGGGCUCCACCUCAUCGCCCUGAACAGCCCCCACUCCGGCUCCAUGCGGGGGAUCCGCGGAGCAGACUACCAGUGCUUCACCCAGGCUCAGGCCAUCGGGAUGAAGGGAACUUUCCGGGCCUUCCUCUCCGCCAAACUGCAGGACCUGCACAGCAUCGUGCGCCGGAGCGACAGGGACCACCUGCCCAUAGUCAACCUGAAGGACGAGGUUCUGUAUGACAGCUGGGACGCCAUGUUUAAUGAGGGCAGGAUGAAGGACAACGUGCCGAUGUACUCCUUCGAUGGCAAAGACGUCCUCAACGACAGCACAUGGCCGGAGAAGAUGCUGUGGCACGGGUCGAACGCCGCGGGGAGGGGUCAGGUGGACAGCAUCUGUGAGGGCUGGCGGGUGGGCGAGCAGGCGCUGACCGGCACGGCGGCGGAGCUGCGGAGCGGCAACCUGCUGCAGCAGACCCCCAGCAGCUGCUCCGGCUCCUACGUGGUGCUGUGCAUCGAGAACAGCUACAUCGGCCAGGCCAAGAGAUAAACACACACACACACACACACACACACACACACACACACACACACACACACACACACACACACACACACACACACACACACACACACACACACACACACACACACUGGACACCUCCCGAAGCCAUGCUUUUGUCCAUACUUUUCAGUAUGUUGUAAAUAUGUUUUCCUCUUAUGAAUAAUUAGUUUGUUUGUAAGCCAUUCCCAUAUGGUGCUAUACAGGACCCUCCCACAUGUUGAACCUUUGUUUAAACUCAGGAUAUAUACAGUAACACACCCUGCGGCAGCCAUAUUGGAAGUACACAAGGCAACAGUGUGUUUCCAGCAGGGACGCUCGCUUGUCUGUGAAUGGUUCUUUUCCACUUUUAAGCUAGCAAUCGCUUAAAUGCUGAUAUAAAUGUUGACGCUUGGUGCUUUAUACUUAAGAACACACAGGCUGAUUUUAUAGAGACAAUUUACUUCUGAGAAAGUAGUCCCAAUACUGUUUAUAGAUAGGUUUAUCCAAAGUGCCAGGGUAACAGGUUUGUGCCUCUUUUGUAAUACCAUUACAUACAAAAAGAUGUGUUUAUUACCAAAAAAUGUACGAUUCAACAUCAAUUUAUGGUCUUUUAAAGAACUUUCCAAAAUCCUCAAAGACUCUUCUAACCAUUUAGAUUAUAUGCACAAUAAACAACAUUCCUUUCAUAAGAUGAAAACCCAGGUUCUUGUCCAAUAUAUACAACAAAAAAUAAUGUAUUAUAUACAUGUUAGAUUCCUUUAUGAAUAACAGGGUCUUAAACGUAAACAAUUUUUUAUCCAGAAGCAAUCUUUAAGGAUAUUAUUUUUAAAAGCUUUGAUGCUAAACAACUUUUGUGAUUUUUCAAAGCUUGUAGGUUAGCUGUUUUUCAGGAAAUGGUACGAAUAAUUACAUUUUUAUAAUAUUUCCUCAACAAGGGGAAAUGUUAUAAUUAAUAUCUUUAGCAAGAUAUGUCACAUAACAGCACCCCCCUCUUUUUUAUCGAUAAAAGGGAAAUAAAUGUAUCUCAGAAAAGGGAUAAACCACUGUGAUCAUGCAUAGAAAGUACAUCUGUGUGAGUUACAUUUCGAAAAAACAGGUAGAUUUCAUGUGUCCCUUUCUUCUUCAUAUUUACAACCCUAAUACCUGAAGAGCAGUGUUAAUAAGGAUUUAAAACAACAUCUCCUGUGGCUUUAAUUCCACGUCUACUCUUUAUAUACAGUAUAUGUCAGUGCUAGAGUGGAAAAUUGAAAUACUCAGGUGGGUAUCGGUGCAGUCAUCCACACAUUUCAGCGUCCAACAUAAACCUGAGUUAUUGUUUAUUAAAAAUGGUUUAACUUCCUUUCUUUUACACUGAUAUAACCUGUAACCCAUAGCACUUCAGUAAUAGUCUUUUUUAUGUUGUGACUGUCUUACAUGGGAACAUGUUUCCGUAUUUUUAGCAGUAACAAAGGGAUAUUUAUUUUUUAUAAACCGUGCAUUUUCUAGUAUAGUGUGUGAAUAAUAACAUUUCCAAAUAUACCCAGAAGAUGUGCAGCCUUACACACACAUUUCCUCUGAUUCAAAGUUUGUGCAGGAAGUAUGCAAACAAAUGUACCGACAGAUAUCUGGACAGGAUUCAGCCAUAACUGUUUGUCUAUGCACUGUUGCUUUUUAUUCCUCCAUUUGUUUUUAUUUCUUCACAAACGGUAAAUGCACUGCAGCUAGCUGACAGCACUCUGCGGUUAAACUUCCAACACAGCCUUUCAUUAGUUUCCGCAUAAAGUAGACAAUAAAGUGACGUUUCCACGUGCCUUAACAACUGCAGUAAGAUCAUUAUUAUCUGUUUUUGACUUUGUGUUGAUGAGCAUCCUUUUAAAAUGCAACAUCUGCUUGAAUAAACCUGUGUGGAAAGUGUGA